Molecule: messenger RNA, 1826 nt
Organism: Serpula lacrymans var. lacrymans S7.9
Lineage: Eukaryota; Fungi; Basidiomycota; Agaricomycetes; Boletales; Serpulaceae
Exons: 7
Coding region: 1-1629 (542 amino acids)
Molecular function (GO): monooxygenase activity; iron ion binding; heme binding
Source: RefSeq, a predicted model, not a curated record
AUGAACACCAUCCUCCAACUAAACCCUUUCCAAGACUUCCACUUCAGCUUCACCACUGCCCUCGCUGGUGUACCCAUUAUUUUCAUCUUGGUUCAUGUCUUUCCGUACCUCGCAGAUCCGUUCAAACAGCGCGCCAUCCCAGGUCCUUUACUUGCCAAGUUUUCCGAUGCCUGGUUAGGCUGGGUGAGCAGCCAAGGCCAUCGUUCUGAGGUGGUACAUAAAAUGCACCUGAAAUACGGAACUUUUGUUCGCAUCGCGCCAAACCACGUCUCCGUUGCGGACCCUGACGCCCUUCAGGUCGUAUACGCUCAUGGGAAUGGCAGCCUCAAAGCUAACUUCUACGACGCCUUUGUCUCCAUUCAACGCGGUCUCUUCAACACCCGGAACCGUAACGAGCAUGCACGCAAGCGCAAGAUUGUUUCCCACAUCUUCUCACAGAAAAACGUCUUGGAAUUCGAACCAAACGUCCGCUUAUACGUCGGUCAGCUGAUUUCACAGUGGGACCGCCUCUACGAUUCUGCUGCCAAAGGUGCAUCUGGUACAGAAGGCGAAGGUGGUUGGUUUGGCAAGGAUGGUCGCCUAUGGCUCGAUUCUCUCCCUUGGUACAAUUAUUUGGCAUUUGACAUCAUUGGUGACCUAGCUUUUGGGUCUCCUUUCGGAAUGAUACUCAAUGCAAAAGACUCGGCCCCUGUUGCUGUCUCGCAAAAAGAUGCCAUGAAAUCCUAUGGCUCUGAAUCGACUUAUGAAGUUAUUGAGAUCCCUGCUGUACAAAUUCUCAACGAUCGAGGUGAAUUUUCUGCUUCCAUGGGAGUACUUCCUCCGCAUUGGAGGCCUCUUGUUCGAUUACUGCCAUGGUAUCGCAAAGGAGGCAAGGCUGUGAAGAAUCUCGCUGGACUUGCUGUAGCUGCUGUGGCAAAACGCCUAACGACUCCAACGGACAGAGUGGAUCUGUUAAGCAAAUUACAGGAAGGAAGAGAUGACGAAGGUAAGCUUAUGGGUCGAGAAGAGUUGACCGCCGAGGCUUUGACUCAGCUCAUUGCGGGUUCCGACACUACUUCCAACUCGUCUUGUGCCAUUACAUACUACCUUGCGCAAAACCCUGAUGCGCAAGAGAAACUGCAAAAGGAAUUAGACGAAGCAUUAGGCGACGACGAUCAUCCAGUUUCAACAUUCGAACAAGUCAAGCGGCUUCCUUACCUGGAAGCUGUCAUCAACGAGGCUUUGCGUGUUCAUUCCACAUCGUCCAUAGGUCUCCCCCGCAUCGUUCCAGAAGGUGGAUUAAUCGUUCAGGGUCAACAUUUCCCCCAGGGCGCGGUUCUCAGCGUCCCAAGCUACACGAUUCACCGGGACACCACUGUUUGGGGUGCGGAUCCUGAUCAAUUCAGGCCUGAGAGGUGGUUCGAAUGUGAUCACGCUGCAAUCCAGAAGACGUUCAACCCAUUCUCAUUUGGGCCAAGAGCGUGCGUUGGUCGCAACCUUGCCUCUAUGGAGUUAUUGAUUAUCAUUUCUUCCAUCCUUCGUCGCUACCAUUUCGUACUUGCUGAUCCCGAAAAACCGUUUGAUACUCGGGAGGGAUUCCUGAGAAAGCCACAAGAGUGCCGGGUGGGAAUCAAACGUAGACAAACCUAGCUUUUAUUGUGGCUCUUAUCAGAUGGAUAUAUCCGUGGGCUUUCCCUAUGUGAAGUUUUGCCGAUACAAUAUGCGUCAUAUCAACGUUGUUACAUUGUUAUCUUGUGUAUCUACUCCCUUCCAUUCAAUGUCAGAAGUACGAGAGUCGGGGUUUCUACCCUUACAUUCUCCACAUGAUACUAAGUGCGUUUAUCCAU